CGAUGAUCGUGCUAUAUCACCCAACUUGGAUCCCUUGAUUCAUAUCAAGGCGCUUGGAGGUGGAUCUGGACUCGAAGGUGAAAUCAUGAAUCACGCCGCUCUGGAUCAGUUUCUGUGAUAUUUCAUCCUGCAGCUGUGACCUGCUGGCUCCCAUCUUCCUUUUCUUACCCUUGACGUUUUCUACUUUUGGAGUCCAUCAGGCUGACGAAAUUGUUUCGUUUAUGUCACCAACACUUGCAUAACCACAAUUCCAAUACUGGUUGUCGUUGCCCACUUAGUUUCCGCAUUUACUGUGAGUAGAGGACUAUUUGUUGCAUUCAAUUUGCUUUUAUAAGGUAUAGUAAUUCAGUACAACCUGAAACUUUGUUUUUUGUUCCGAGAACUACAUUAGACAAAAUGGCCGUGCUUCCUGGUGCAAGCGAACUUCCGGACGAUGAACGGAAUAUGUUCAAGCGUAAUAAGGAGCCCCGAUUCUACGAAAAUGAUGUCCCCGAGGUUAACUCUCUUGUCAUGGUGAAAGUUCUGCGCGUCGCAGAAACUAGUGCUUACGUCAUGUGCCUCGAAUACUCCGGUAAAAAGAUGAUUAAGAUCGUGAGGAACGUUCUCAUGUUUUCUUUUUCAUUCCUUAUCACGACCAUGAAACUGUCCUCCUGUCCUCUAUGUAGACGUAGAAGGAACUCUUUGGUGCUUCAUUCUUAAGAGUAGAAAAGUUAUGAUUUUGAUUUUUUCUCGUGCCCAAACGACUUCAGGUCUCGAGGGUAUGAUCCUCUUCUCCGAGGUGUCGACAAGACGUAUUCGAUCGAUGUUGAAAGAAAUUCGAGCGGGUCAGUUUUGCGUUUGCAUGGUGUUGCGUGUAGACAAGGAAAAAGGUAAUAUAUAAGACGUUAUAGAUUUCGUAGUUCUCAGUCUUUCCUCGGACUGACUAAGGCCGUAGAGACCAUAUUUUGCGAUUUCAUCUCAGUAUCCGAUUCAAAUACCACCGAGGUCCAAACAUCAAUGAAUAAUCAUUGUCGAAUAUCUCGAAAAAUUAGGUCAUUUGGACUUGUCACGUCGGCGUGUGAAUGCGGAUGAUCGUGCAGGCUUCUUGCAGAAGUACGCGAAGUCAAAGCUUGUCCACUCAACGAUGCGUCAGCUGUCAGCAGUGCACUCUCUCAACUGCGAAGAACUCUGCUCGAAAAUCGCAUGGCCACUCUACAAGCGAUUUCCUCACGCAAUCGACGCCUUCAAACAGUACUUACGAAGGAGUGUUUUGUUCUACUAGGAAGAAUAAGCACGUUUAUUUUGACAAUUUUUUGGUAUUUUCCGCAGAACAAUCAUAAAGACCAAUCUCCACAUUGUCUCUGUAAGUCAAUAUGUUGCUCCAAAUAAUUGAAUUUCUUCUGCAAUUACGCGACUUCGACGACGCAUCACAGGUACAUCAACACAAGAGACGACAGUAUUUUUAAGGAGAUGGACGUACCAGAAAAAGUGAAAACAGAUAUGCUUGCGAUCAUCGAAAAGAAGCUCACACCCCAGGCGAUCAAGCUCAAAGCAAAGAUCGAGGUAUUGAUUAUGAUAGAAGUUGAUAAGUAAGCAGAGAAAAAUAGUGCUAGACGAAGUCGAGCACAAAGAGAAUGAAAACCUCGUUGCUCAAUGAUGAAUCCCCUUUUUUCUGUUCAAUGAAACAAAAUCUUUACUUUACAUCGCGAAUACAGGUAUCAUGCUAUGAGAUCGAGGGUAUUGACGCAGUGAAGGCAGCACUCAUGGCUGGUUUGGAUGAUAAGGAGCAUAGGGAGGACGACGGACCUAUGGGAAAGAUCGUUAUUAAGGUUGUCGCGCCACCACACUAUGAUGUCACUACGCAGUCAGUCGGCAAGGAGGCAGGCAUGCAGGCUAUCGAAGCUGCACUCGGGAGAAUCGAGGCCAAAAUUAAGGAGAAGGAGGGUAUUUUUCAAGACAAACAAUUUUAUAAUAAGAAUAAUUUUUUUAUCGAAUGUUGGAUAGAGCUGCGCUUCCUAAGAAAGGACUCCUUUUGUAGUAGAAUUUUGAUAUUAUGCUACGAAUGAUCAUUUUCUUCUCGGUAUACAGGUAACUUUACUGUGCGAUCGAAGCCAGAAGUUCAGGAGGGCGGAGACGACGAAAUUCUGGAGCGGGAUGUCGCGUCUGACGCCGAGCGCGAUGAUGACGACGACGACGAUGAUGACGAUCAGGAUGAGACCAUGGGCAAUGUUGACCUCGGUGACUUCGAGAAAAAGUAAAGGAAAAGUUAAUACCGUUGCUCAUGCUUGUUUCACGACCAAUAUAGAAGUAGUGUACUUAGGUAAUUUUUACAAGAGGGAAAGAACAAGAUGAACAUCAACAUACUUGAUCCACCAUGAAGCGAUUGAUGGUGUUGAACGGCUGCUAGUACGGACAUGGUUGUCGGACGAAGGCCGUAGAAGUUCUGGUCGCCAUACCAUUGCUCAACAUCUUGCUCAUGGACAUGCAACCCGGGCACACUGCGCACUCUUUUGUCGAGUGUUGGUGUUACGAAAAACAUAGCAGGAGUGUUUCAACGCAGUGCUGGUGCACGAAUGGGUUGCCUUCGAAUUUGUUUCAUCACGCUGAUGCUCAUCAUACCAAUCUGAUUUCACAACCCAAUCACUCUCAUUUGCUAACUCCUGUGUACGAGGACAGAUAUGAUUUUUCACACUCCUGGUGGCGUCUCAUUUUCAGAACGCCUCAUUAUACUCGCAAAGUAGAACUGCAAUAGAACGGAUUUAUUAAAGCGCAUUAUUUGUAGUCGAAAAGAAGCCUCAAAGUGCGCGCCAGCUGCUUCUUGAGAGGCAGAAGGCAAAGGAAGCAAUCUCCUCAGGGCCUAGGCCCCACCUCGCGGCACACCAUUCGGUGAAGUAACAAGAGAGAGUUCGCCGUGAAAAUAGG
Amoebophrya sp. A25 is the source of this 2901-nucleotide messenger RNA. NCBI's taxonomy places the organism in Eukaryota, Dinophyceae, Syndiniales, Amoebophryaceae. The record is from the annotation of a GenBank genome assembly.